AUGGAAGACAUUGUUUACAAGCUUCGCGGCAUACCGAGCGUCUGGAAUGGCGGCAAAGUUACCGAGAGCGACGUGCGAACUCUCGUCACCGAAGCCUGGCCGCAAUGCCAGGAACGCAGCAUCGACGUGCGCAAUUUGGAAGCGGACCCGCGAAGCCCCGAGCUGAUGGUCGCGACGCUGGCUUUGGUAAAUCCACUCUCACCAUGCGAAAUCUCGACUACUGUGAGAGAUGAGGCUGAAGAGCCGCACGCCCUGCGGCUGAGCCUUAAGCUCCAGCCUGUCGAGAAGCAGGGAGCUUGCCUUCAAAACCUGUCCUACCCCGACCAAAACUACCGCGAGGCCGAAAUCGAGCUUGCAGAUGGUACCUGCGACUGGAUCCUCGGCCACGAUGGCUUCCGCAAAUGGGACAACGCCCCGGGAAAGCUGCUCUGGAUCUGCGGUCCCUCCGGCGCCGGCAAAUCGACUGUGAUGAAACGCAUUACACAGCACCUCAAGAACUCCGACAGCCGACUUGUUCUGUCUUACUUUUUCGACGGCCGAACCUCGUCAAUCCACAGUUCCCCCCAAGGAUGCUACCGCCACCUACUUUCUCAAGUGCUGCCGUACGAACCCAUGUACCUUGCAGAACUGUCCCGGGUGUGUAAAAUGAUCAGCUUGGAAAAAGAUCCGGGUGGAUCAACAACCGACCUCUUGCGCCAGCAAUUUAUGCGUUUCCUCCCGGGUAUUGCCAGCCAAACACCCCUUACCAUCCUCAUCGAUGGCCUUGACGAAGCUGGCGCUAUGAAGAUGGCGAGCGAAUUCCGUGCUCUGUGGUCUUCGCCUCGCAGGUCCAAUGUCGAUCUGAAAGUCUGCAUCUCGUGUCAUGAUCCGGCGCUCUGGGCCUCCGAUGGCGACCUCGAGGCAGAUGUGGAAAUGCACAAUCGUGACGACAUCCGGAAGUUCGUGCAUCUAAGGCUGGGUGAGGAAGAGGAACCUGACUGGAUCAAGCUUGAAGAGCACAUCCAGCAGAAGGCCGCUGGCAAUUUUCAGUGGGCGCGCCUUGUGGCAACCGAAAUGGCCCGGCUAAAGAGAGACGGUUGUGACCUUCCGGCUCUUGAACGGAGACUGAAAACCAUCCCCGGCGAUCUUACCCAGCUUUAUCAACGCUUGAUGGAGGACGUCGAUGCCGAGGAGACCCCCAGAGUGAUACAAAUGUUCCACUGGCUCUGCUUCGUGAAAAGGCCUUUCUCCAUCGCAGAGCUCCAGGACGCACGUGAUUCUUCUGGCCAAAUUCUGAAGGUCCUAGAUUCAUCCGACAUGGAAAGAUACAUUGAAGAAAGUUCAAGGGGCCUUAUGGAAGUCAAGACACGAUUAUUGCCCGACGCGUCUCGUUUGGAACGCAUCCGAUUCGUUCACUCCUCUGUCCCACACUACCUCCUGAAUGGCGGCCUCCAGCAUCUCGCCGGUGGUGAACUCAAGCCCUUGAGCGACUUGACCCACCGUCAUAUCAUGGGAAUUUGCUUGAACUACCUGAGAAAGCAUAGACUUGUUGAAGAGACGCGAGAAAGAUCAGCGGCUGCCGAGAUGUUACUGGGCAUCGAUGCCUUGCUUAAAUCUGAAAACAACUGGGCAAGCGACGAUGUUCUCCGCGUGUCCAAGGAUAUCGAGAUGGCCGCCAAAACGUGGAACCUCGACCUUCAAUCAGAUCACGACCUGGGCUCCAUCAACACCCUCUCAUUCCCAAAAGCAAGGUCAUAUCUAAAGGAGGCAUUCUCAUGGCUCGCCAGCAGCAUAGCCCGACAGACUAUGGAGCAAUAUCCUUUCGCUAACUACGUCAUUUCGGCCCUGAAUUCUCACUUCAGAGCGGUUGAUGGUACUGGCCUUCCUGUUGUCAGCCUCGUCGACACAUCUUUUUGGUCUCCUGAAUCUAGCUUCUUCGAAGCAUGGCGUUACCUCAGCAUUGUUCUGCAUCCUUAUAACAAGCUUUCCGGCUGUUUCGACACAUCCAACACAAUAGACCGCCCAAUCGGCGGAACAACGCCCCUCCACUAUAUUGCCCAGCACUCGUUCCUCUCCUCCCUCCAACCCGCCCUCAAGAAUCAUUCGACUUCCCACCUCUCCCUCCACAACGCUGCAGGUCACACGCCACUCACCACCGCAAUAACCGCCCGCAACUACACCGUUGCCAACACCCUCCUCUCCAGCUCCAACAUCGAUCCCAACAUUCCAGAUACCACCAGCAACCGCCAAACCCCGUUGAUCCACGCUAUCCUCUGCUACAGCCCAACAACUAACGAUGAGGCCUACAAUUCCCUCCUCACAACCCUCAUAGCACACCCUGCCACGAUCCAUUCCCAUCGUGACGCCAACAAUCGCACCCCGCUCAUCCACGCGGCUUCCCACGCCCAUCUCCUCGCCAUCCACCUUCUCCUAGCCCAGCCAGCCGAGGCCGCCGCCCUCUUCGCCCACGACAACGACCUCCGCACCGCUUUCUCGCACGCCGCCCAAGCCGGCUCCGCUCCCGCUUUCGCAGCCAUUUCGGACACCGCCACCACCACCGCUACCCACCCUAAAGACGGAAUUGCGGCCAUCGUCGACGAGCCGGACGCCUCCGGCCGCACGCCGCUGAGCUACGCUGCCGAGGCCGGGGCCGCCGCCAUCGUCGAGGCACUGCUAGCCCAGGGCGCGCGGGUCGGCAUGGUGGACGCGCAGGGCAUGACGGCGUUGGAUCAUGCGGUUCGCGCGAGGAGAAAGGGCACCGCGCAGGUGGUGGGGUUGCUGUUGGGUGCGAGGGAGGCGACGGCGCCGGCGAACACGGACGAGACGAGACUUGGCGUUGCAAUGGAACCGAGGGAGGUGUUGGCGUGGGCGAUAGACAGGGGCCAGGUCAGGCUUCUGCAGAGCGUGCUGGAGGAUAGUAGCGAGACGUAUUUGGAUUCUCGAACGUUGGGGAAGGUGAGGGCGAUGGUGGGGGUAGAAGAGAGGGAGGCGGCAGUGGUUGGGGGAUUGGAGUAUGGGGAGGAUGAUGGUGGAGAUGGAGCUGCGAGGGUUUGGAUCAGGGACCAUUUGGGGAGUAUGGAAACAAAGAUGGACAAUUUAAGCGAGAUUAAGAGAUUGAUGGAAGAGCGGAAGAAGAAGAAAGAAGAAGAGAGGAAGAGAGAGGAGAAGGCAAACGCCGUAGUGGAAGUAAUGAGGAUUAGCUCGAAGCUCUGA
This is a messenger RNA of Lasiodiplodia theobromae, 3192 nucleotides long. RefSeq lists its product as uncharacterized. The transcript has a single exon. The record is from RefSeq and is a predicted model, not a curated record. NCBI's taxonomy places the organism in Eukaryota, Fungi, Ascomycota, Dothideomycetes, Botryosphaeriales, Botryosphaeriaceae. Bases 1 to 3192 code for a protein of 1063 amino acids. Gene Ontology annotation, molecular function: ATP hydrolysis activity; protein binding.